This is a messenger RNA of Pteropus alecto (black flying fox), 5435 nucleotides long. It is a transcript of the gene SLC67A2, whose product is annotated as major facilitator superfamily domain containing 9. Lineage: Eukaryota; Metazoa; Chordata; Mammalia; Chiroptera; Pteropodidae. Bases 65 to 1477 code for a protein of 470 amino acids. The transcript is spliced from 6 exons. Gene Ontology annotation, biological process: transmembrane transport. Gene Ontology annotation, molecular function: transmembrane transporter activity. The record is from RefSeq and is a predicted model, not a curated record.
UAGCGCGGAGCGCAGUGCUCCCCGCGGCGGCGUCCCCGGCAGUCCGUACCCCCGCCGGGUCUGCAUGGAGAUCGGGGGCCGCCGCGGCCAGGGCUCGGCCCCGGGGCUGGCCUCGGCGACACCAGAGUCUCAGCAAGAGCAAAGGACAGGGGCCGAGGCGGGGGUUCCCGACCCUGGUGCCCUCCGAGACCGCAGCUUCCUGCUCUGUCUCUACCUAAUGGGCUUCUUGGAUUUGUUUGGUGUCAGCAUGGUUGUCCCAUUAUUGAGCCUUCACAUCAAGUCUCUUGGAGCAAGCCCAACAGUUGCUGGAAUAGUAGGCUCCUCUUAUGGCAUCUUGCAGCUCUUUUCCAGUACGUUGGUGGGUUGCUGGAGCGAUGUGAUCGGGAGGCGGGCCUCGCUGCUGGUCUGCAUUCUGUUCAGUGCCCUGGGUUACCUUAUCCUUGGAGCCUCCACCAAUGUGUUCCUAUUUGCCCUCGCUAGAAUCCCCGUGGGUAUUUUCAAACACACACUGUCCAUUUCAAGGGCUCUGCUUUCUGAUCUGGUUGCAGAAAAGGAGCGGCCAUUAGUGAUGGGACAGUUCAACACAGCAUCUAGUGUGGGCUUCAUCUUGGGCCCCAUGGUUGGUGGAUAUCUUACUGAGCUAGACGAUGGAUUUUAUAUAACGUGCUUCAUCUGUUUUUCUGUCUUCAUUCUCAAUGCUGGUCUUGUUUGGCUGUUUCCAUGGAGUGAAAUAAAAGUCAGCAAUACAAAGAAUGGCCUGCGAUUGAGUAAGAACCAUGGACUUUUGGGAAAGACAGACUACGAAGUGCAGGAAGCGGGCCCCACGAGUGGGAGGACCGCCAGGCCGCCCCGGAUGGCGGUCCUGUCAACCCUGCAGGUCAUGAAGGGCCUGAUAUUUUCUGAAAUGUGGGAAAUAUUUCUGGUGCGCUUGCUGAUGGCCGUGGCAGUCAUGCUGUACUACAGUAAUUUUGUCUUGGCCCUGGAGGAACGCUUCAAGGUGAGCCCCAAGACCGCAGGCUACCUCAUCAGUUACAGCAGCGCCCUGGGGGCCCUGGCCGGCUUAGCCCUGGGGCCCCUCAUGCGGCUGUAUGGGCACAACUCCCACAGGGUCCUGCUGCACUCCAGCACACUCACCUUCCUGCUGCUCCUGCUCUUCUCCACCGCCCGUACCAUGGCGGCCGUCAUCCUGUCCUCCACGCUCCUGUCCUUCUCCACGGCCAUCGGCAGGACUUGCAUCACGGACCUCCAGCUGACCGUGGGUGGAGCCCAGGCCAGCGGCACCAUUAUAGGCGUGGGGCAGUCAGUGACAGCGGUGGGCCGGGUCAUCGCGCCCCUCCUCUCGGGAGUUGCCCAGGAGGUCAGCCCUUGCGGCCCCCCCAGUCUAGGGGCUGCAUUAGCCUUGGUGGCUAUUUUCAUCAUGUCACUAAACAAACCUCACUAUGGUGGUGAUAGGAGUGAUCAAUUAAAAAGUGAAUAGAAUGGGUUUGUACAACAGGAAGAAGCAAAAUCCAAGGUAUGUGAUUAAGGGACAGAGGCCGUGACAAGAAGCGGGCUUUGCAAAGGGUGGGUGGUGUAAGCAGGCAUCCAGGUCAGCACUCAGCUCUGCAUUUAGGCUGAUCAGAAUUCAGAGCCUUGCCAAAGGGAAAGGUAUUAAAACAUUUGCCUAAAAGUCUCUCUCCUUAUGGGCUAGUGAGGUUAAAUGAAGGGGAGAAAGAUCCCAGCUACAGGAAUAGUGGUGAUACCAGAACGUGAUAUGUGCAAGAAGGGAAGAGACCCAAGGUUUCCUCACUAAAUAAAAAUAGGGAAAGCGUUAAUCAGAUGGGACACAGAUUUCAUUGCAGUUCAAUUGUAUAAGCUAAGAGGGAGCUUUUCUACUAUUAGAAUCCUACACAAUGAAGAAGCUGCUCUAUCAAAAACAGCCUGUUACUUACAUCAUAUCAAGGUUGUGAAUGCUGCUUCUACCUGGGGACCUGGUUAGAAAUCAGGUGCCCAGCCUCACCCCUGCAGACUAUUUCUGUGGGCCUAGGUGAGGCCCAGACAUCUACUGUAUUUAAUAAGGACCACUUGCAGCAGUUUCUCAUGGAGGUAGAAAAAGGAUCAUUCUGAGACAUACUGGUUUCUAUUAGAGUAAAACCUAGAGACUAGGUUGUUUUUAUGAAUAACUAACUCAGUUUGGACUGUUUGUUAAAACUGUGUAGCGCCAAUUUCCCCAGCUCUCAGUGUUAUACCCCAUAUCGUUUUAUGCACAGUGAGAGAAUAGGGUGUCAUACCUUACUGGAGGGACUUAAUUCUUCAAUGUCUUAUGUUGAAAAUUAUUUCCUUCAUUUUAAUAUCAGACUGAACAGAAGAGCUUUGUUGGUCUACUGGGACAUGUAUCUAUGUGCCUUUUCCUGCCCUUCCAAAAUUAAACCUGCGGGGCCCAGAGUCAGGGUGGGUACAGGCUCGCAGGGAGGCAUUGUCAGGACACUUCCUGACUAUGGGCAACAUCAGUUAUCAAUAAAAAUUAUUUAGGAGCUCCCUCUCUUUUUUUCACAGACUCCCAAAGUGCACAUUCCUUUCAGUCCUCUUAAUUAGUCCACCACAAUAUUACUCCUGCUUUCAACCUCACGCACUUAUGAUUGUAACACACUAAUUUGCCAUCACUUUAAUACUUUCUGUAUGGAAAGCAGAAAAAAGAUUUCUGUAGUUUUAGAAGUUCAAUAUGGGGUAAACUCAAAAUUUUUAAUAUGAUAAUCUAUUGGAAAUUCGAAGAUUGUCCUUUCUCCUACCUAACUGCAAGAAAAAUACAGACUUUUUAUUAAGUGUUGUAAUUCUGAACUUUUAGACAAGUGCUCAGUGCUUUCGAAGAUACCGAAAUAUGGUAUAAAAUGGCCUUGUCCUCAAGGAGCACACCACCUCGUCAUGGAUGUUAGACGCAGAAGGACAAUAAAUAUUCAAGGGUUUUUGCAAUGAAGUAGAAUUUCAGAAGAAUUUCUCCAAAGAUUUCACCCUCAGAAGUGGACAGGUUUCUUAGAAGCUCUUAAGUAUAGCCAUGUUUUUAUUUUUGAAAUCAUAGCACUUUAUAUUUGAAGUUAAAUAAAAGCCCAUUAACUUGAUAAGUCUUUACAAUUAGGUUCAUGGAAAUACUGAAAACCAAAGGUUGAUCUUUGUAUAGAGAGUGGAGAAAUGCUUUUGUUAUUCUCUACCGGUGAUUUUAGUAUUUUGUUCAUGUGAUUUUUUUCUUUUCAGAUAAGUAUUUUUUUACAGCCCUUCUUAAAUAGUCCGAUGCAUUGCUGCUAUUCAGGGUGUGUCCUGGGGGACCAGCAGCAUCAGCAUCUCCUGGAACAGAUAGAUGCUCACAUUCCACCUCAGACAUGCUGGGGACCAUUUUCACAAGUUACCCAGUUGCUUCGUAUGCACAGUAAAAUUUGAAAACCACUGCUCUAAGGGACAGUAUUUGUAUACUUUAUAGAAUGUGAUCUCAGGGGAAGUAAAUUGCUCAAUUAAAGAUUGUGUUGUUUUUAAACUCUCUUGAGUAACUUCUGUAAUCCUUUUCAAAAUACUAGAUUGAGCCACAUGAAAUUGCUAUUUUUGUAAAUCAAAAUAUCUGCGGUGUCGUAUGGUUCAACUUAAUAUUGUAUGGAACCUUUAGAGGCAUUGAACUUGUCUGAAAAGUUUAUAAAGGAAAUGGCACCCUUUCAACAUUAUGCCAAGCACAACUGUGAAACAUCCUCAGGGCUCAGUUUUCCAAAAGGCUUGGCCUUUUCCAUGGAGGGAAGGUAUACCUCUGCCUUCAUGUCAGCAGGGAUGUGCAGAAUCCAGAAAGGGAGUAGAGUAUGCCUGGCUAUGAGAGCAGCAUGUGCAGCGCUCCAAAUCCCAGGCCUCUGGCCUCCUGGAGCAGAAAGGUCCGACAAGAAUUAUGCCUAGAGACAAGGAAAAGGACUAGAAUCAGUGGUUCUCUACCCCGGCUGCAUAUUUGAGUCACUUGAUGCCCAGAGCAUGUCCUGGCCCCAGGGAACCGGGCUCUAAAGUGCCCUGUGUUCUUCAUGCACACCAGCAUGGAGAAUCACGGCCUUAGAUUUGAAAGGGCUCGUCUUCCAUGCUCAGGGUGAGCUUGUGCUCUGACAGAUGACGGGGCACCACUGAAGGGUUAGUGCUGGAGAGUGCGCCACAGACCUGUGUGGUUUACAAAGAUCUGGACUUUGGGGAAGUAAUCCAGAGGAGCCUGAGGGAGAGGUGGUCAGGGCACUGAGGGAAGCAGGUAGGGGCAGCAUCUGGAAGGCCUGGUGACUGUCAGGGUGUGGCCUUCAUGGAGAUUUCAGGAGGGGCUGUGGGUGAUAUCCAAGUGUCUGGUCUAGGUCUUUAUAAAAUCUUAAAAUAGGUUACCACGGAUCUAGCCAGGAUAAUGCAUAUAUAAUGCAGCUCUUCUUGGAACAAGGCAGUGGAUUGAAAAAACUUUUUUUUCAGGCCUAAUUUUUUCCUGAAGAACUUGCCAGUUACAUGGUAAUCAUUUUUCUUAAUAAAAUCCUUUAAAAAUUAUAAUGAAGUGUAACAAAUUAUGAUUUUUAGAAGCCAUUGUAUCCUGAUACAUAUUUUUAAGUCAGGGUCCUGAAGUGCUUGAAAAUUCUAAACUCCAGUCUGCUGAAACAUCUUAGUAAAAACAGCAAGCUUUUGUCUUUAACAACCACACGCUAAUACCAAAUAUGUACGUAAUUUGAAAUUUAUUCUACACUGACGGCAAGCAAAUAGUUUCAGCAUGUCAUCACACUAGGGUUUGUUUCUAAUUAAUCAGGUGCUCAAAUAGUAACAUUUUAAAACAUUACAUAUAAGGUAGUUAAGGAAGCAAAUACAGUAAACAGUUUUGAUCAGGUACCCAAAACUGUGUUAUGAAAACCUAAAAUUACCUGCAUAAUCUUUAAAUAUCGUUUGGUAAGACAAUGGUUGGCAUUAACCUAAUUUUGUGUGUGUGUUUGGGUUGGCUUGAGAAGGUAGCAUUUAAUAUUUCAGAGUACAUGUUAUCUUUGAGCCAAGAGUCUGCUUACAUUUAGAAAAUUAAUGAACCUAUUAUAACCUUUAUUCCUGAAAUCAGGUUUUUCUAAUAUAAUUACAGUAUUAGCCUAGUUUGAGAUACUAUAUGUAUUUGAAACUUAAAGAACUGAAAAUUUUAAUAUGCUUAAAUUCUUAUCAUUCAUGAAUUCCAGCUAUCGUGAUCCUAUUUAGUACAAAUGAGAAUGGUUUAUAUAUUUAUAAAUAUAAAAAUUGGAAUUUCUGGUGCUGUCCUGGUUUCAUGUGAAAUAUUUUCUACAUAAGUGAUUAAAUAUUUGCAUGUGACUUAAUAUUUAAACUUUUGUACAUUUCACAGGAACUAGGAGAAAUUCUUUGUCAGUGAGCAUGUGCGCGUGUGUAUAUAUAUAUAAAUUUUCUCUUUAUAAAUAUAUAAAAUUUCUCUUUGGCAA